Molecule: messenger RNA, 1619 nt
Organism: Phascolarctos cinereus (koala)
Lineage: Eukaryota; Metazoa; Chordata; Mammalia; Diprotodontia; Phascolarctidae
Product: ribonuclease H1-like
Biological process (GO): DNA replication, removal of RNA primer
Molecular function (GO): RNA-DNA hybrid ribonuclease activity; nucleic acid binding
Source: RefSeq, a predicted model, not a curated record
AGAAACUGUGAGAAAAAGAAAACUGGCCAGAAGGGAUACUAAUAUAUUUAGGGUCUGCCUAAGAUUUUACAAAAAUGCUCUAAGAUUAAAGGGGAAGAAGGGUGGAGUCUGGGCAGUAGUUUGGAGCCCCACCCACCGCCUUUCUUGGCUUUUAAAACUACUGGGUUUGCAGUUUUCAAGUUCACAGUCUCUGAAGGUCUGACUUUAUUUUUUCACUGAGCCUUUGGAAAGAGAAGAGAUGAGUUGGAAGCACAAUCCAAGAAGCUAUGACUAUGGCUGGCAGACUAGAAGCUCUGAAAGUUGGUACGGGCAACCAUACCAGGGAUCAGACCCUAACACUGUGUACAUCAAGGGUACCUGCAAAAAUAAUGGAAGACCAGGGGCGCGAGGAGGUAUUGGUGCCUCCUGGGGACCAGGCAAUGAGCACAGAAACAUAAGUGAUACAUAUUCUGGACGACAGACAAACCAAAGUGCAUCAUUAGAAGCAGCUACCAAAGUGAUUGAGCAAGCAAAGGCCCAAAAUAUGGACAGAAUUACUGUGUGCACAGAUAACCAACUUAUCACCAAAGGUAUGAAUGAAUGGAUUCACACAUGGAAAGAAAAUGACUGGAAAACAAGUAAAAAUAAAGAUGUUGUGCACAGAGACCAAUUUGCUAAGCUGGAUAAUAUGACUCGGGACAUGGAUGUUGAAUGGAAGUAUGUACCUGCUCGGUCAAAAGUUGAAGGCAGUGCUGAAGCUCAAAGAUUAGCCAGAAAAGCAACUAGCAGAAAGUGAGAAGACGCAACUCAAUACUUGGAGAUGGUGUUAAAGUGUCAUUAUUUUUAACCCUGCGAUAUAAUCUCCAAAUUAUUUUCUCUUUCCCCUCCCCCUUCUGUUUGAGCUAUCUUCUAUGGCUCUCUGGUAAUUUUUUUUCUUCAUAUCCUUUCUCAAUUUUUCUAUGUGCUAUUUUUUCUUUAAUACUAUAAACACACUAUAAACAACUAUAGAAAUUGUUCACCUGUACUAACAAUAAGAGAAAGGCAGAUAUCCUCAUCUCUAUCAUAAACAUCUGAACUCUCACUUGCUCAACUCUUGCUCCAGACCACCUAGAAAUCAAUCCAGACUGCUUGACUGCUCACAUGACUUGGGGUAAUGGGAGUCACCAACUUUUCCUUCAGGUAAAAUGGAUUGUAAACAAACCUUGCCAUCUGUGUUCUCUAAGGACUUCCUGGCUUUACCAUUUGCCCUGCUUGUAUGCCUUACUCCAUCCCAAUAUUAUCUGACCUUCUGACAAUCUAAAGAUGCCAGUCUGGGCCACAUAAUUUGCCGCUGUGGUGUGCAUCCUUUGUAUCUCAGCACCUAAAGCUAUGCUUUGCACUUAGAUUUUUCAUUCAAGUUUGAUACCCUUUACGAUGAGGACCUUACUAACCCCUCCAGGCAACUCAUUCCUGAUUUGUAACUGAAAACUGCCUUGCUGUAACUUCCAACCAAGAUUCCUAAUUUUGCCAUUGGUGUAAAUGCUCAAUUAACAUCCUGAAACAUAACCUGGUUUAGCCCAGUUUUAUUUAUCCUUGAACUGAAACCCUAAAAUUUAUGGAAAGAAGGCAAUAAAAAUGCUAAUGAAGAGGAAAGAAAACCA